Ceratotherium simum simum (southern white rhinoceros) is the source of this 1686-nucleotide messenger RNA. The record is from RefSeq and is a predicted model, not a curated record. NCBI's taxonomy places the organism in Eukaryota, Metazoa, Chordata, Mammalia, Perissodactyla, Rhinocerotidae.
UAUUUAUAUCUUUCAGAAAAUGUCUUCAAAAUUCAAAAAUGCAAAACGAAUCGAAGGCCUUGAUAGUAAUGUGUGGAUUGAAUUUACCAAGUUGGCUGCAGACCCCUCUGUUGUGAAUCUUGGCCAAGGCCUUCCAGACAUAUCCCCUCCUACGUAUGUAAAGGAAGAAUUGUCAAAGAUUGCAGCAAUUGAUAGCCUGAACCAGUACACACGGGGCUUCGGUCAUCCAUCACUUGUGAAAGCUCUGUCCUGUCUAUAUGGAAAAUUUUAUCAGAAGCAAAUCAAUCCAGAUAAAGAAAUCCUUGUGACAGUAGGAGCAUAUGGAUCUCUUUUUAAUGCCAUUCAAGGAUUAAUUGAUGAAGGAGAUGAAGUCAUAGUAAUAGUGCCUUUCUAUGACUGCUAUGAGUCCAUGGUGAGAAUGGCUGGAGCAACACCUGUUUUUAUUCCCCUGAGAUCUAAACCUGUUCAUGGAAAAAAAUGGUCUAGUUCUGACUGGACAUUAGAUCCUCAAGAACUGGCAAGUAAAUUUAACUCCAGAACCAAAGCAAUUAUACUAAAUACGCCACAUAACCCCAUGGGCAAGGUGUAUACCAAAGAGGAGCUCCAAGUAAUUGCUGACCUGUGCAUCAAACACGACACACUCUGCAUCAGUGAUGAGGUUUAUGAAUGGCUUGUAUAUACUGGAAAUAAGCAUUUAAAAAUAGCCACUUUUCCUGGUAUGUGGGAGAGAACAAUAACAAUAGGAAGUGCUGGAAAGACUUUCAGUGUGACUGGCUGGAAGCUUGGCUGGUCCAUUGGUCCUAAUCAUUUGAUAAAACACUUACAGACAGUUCAACAAAACACCGUUUACACUUGUGCCACUCCUUUACAGGAAGCCUUGGCUCAAGCUUUUUGGAUUGACAUCAAGCGCAUGGAUGACCCACAGUGUUACUUUAAUUCUUUGCCAAAAGAGUUAGAAGUAAAAAGAGAUCGGAUGGUGCAUUUACUCGAAAGUGUUGGCCUAAAACCCAUCGUUCCUGAUGGGGGCUACUUCAUCAUUGCUGAUGUGUCUUUGCUAGAUGCAGACCUCUCUGAUAUGAAGAACAACGAUGAACCUUUUGACUAUAAAUUUGUGAAAUGGAUGACUAAAAAUAAGAAACUGUCAGCCAUCCCAGUUUCAGCAUUCUGUAAUGCAGAUACCAAAUUACAGUUUGAGAAGUUUGUGCGAUUUUGCUUCAUUAAAAAAGACAGUACACUGGAUGCUGCUGAAGAAAUUAUCAAGGCAUGGACUGGACAGAAGUCUGGAUAGGAGGAGACUUGUUGCUUUUAGAUGACCUAUUAGUAUGGAAUUGUUAUUUAGUGCUGCCACCUGCUGGAUAGUGAAAAACAAAUGUUUCUGUACAAAUGAAAUUUAAAGAAAUAUUUCCAUUAUUUUUCCAAAGAAGUUAACCCCACUCCUAACAAUAUUCAGGAGAUCUUGUGUUUGGUUGUUUCAGUUGAAAUGUAUUAAAACACCUUCCACUAUUAUUUUAUGAGAGGUAAUGUAGCAUUGUGGAUAAGAACUGUGAGAUGAUGCUUAACUUCUCUGUGCUUUAGUUUCCUUAUCAUAAAAGGCGAAUAAAAAAUAGCCCCUACUUUAUAUGAAGUUUGUGAGUUGUUGUUUGUGAGGACUGAUGUGUGUAAAGCCUCGCAAACAGUAAACACUCA